AUGGAACAAGUGCGGCAGCAGCGGGGUCAGGAUAAACUGGACCAUAAGCUGCAGCUCUGGGAGAGGGCCAAAGGGGGGGAUCGGCAAGCCAUCUCGUUUCUGCGUCGUAGUGCUGCGGGGGCCUCCUAUGAAGGAGGCUAUAUAGCUGCCCGGGGAGGGGCUGAUGCCGCAGCAGAAGAGCUUCAAGAGUUCUACCGACGUAAGUAUGCCCGACAAGAACCUGCUCCCCCCCCCGCCUCAAAGGUUGCGGCGCUCUCAGUCACCCCAGAUGUUCGGUUGCCGGACCCUAUUACUCAAGAGGACUUGGUUGCUUGCAUACAGGGCAUGAAACGCCGCACCAGCUGCGGCUUGGAUGGAGUGUCGUACGAGGCUCUCCUGUCCAUAGUAGUUGCGGACCCUCACCAACGUUUGCCUAGGUACCUCACAGACAUAUUGCACGGAACCAGGCCGCUUCCUCGGACGUGGUCGCAGGGCAAAGUCACGCUCAUGCCCAAGAUCAAAUCCCCCCAGGGGCCCAAAGAUCUUCGCCCAAUUUGUUUGACCCCCUGUCUGGGAAAGAUUUUUGGGAAGCUGCUCAUGCGUCGUGUCAGCUCCAAGGCCCCACCGUACCGGGCAGGGCAGAUGGGGUGCCGGGCGGGGUCGCAAGCUCUGGACGGUGUGGCUGCUGCCCAUAUUGUGCUGCAGCAACUUCGCGCGCGGGGACGGGCGGGGCCCUGCGUUGCGAAACUAGAUAUCCAGGCCGCGUUUGAUUCCAUCUCGCACCACGCGGUUCUGAAUUGGCUUCUCUUGGGUGAGGCCUCGCGAGAAAAAGAGCUGCUGUGGCAGCUUAUCAGCACCUCGGGGGUGCAGAUGGGCAUAGGCCAUAGGAGGUGGAAGCAUGAACUUGGCCGGGGCCUCUUGCAGGGAACCACAUUCAGUGCAGACAUCUUUUCCAGGGUGCUCGACUGGUAUAUGGGGGGCUUGCUUGUUCAGUGGGGACGGAAGUAUGAGGACUGGACUACGCGAGUUGGCCGUUUGUGUCAUCUGCUUCUAUAUGCGGAUGACCUUCUAAUUUUUGCAGACACCCCGCAAGAUCUUCAGGCCAAGGUUCAGGAUGUGGUGGACUGCUUGAGUGCCAUAGGCCUGCAGCCCAAUCUUUCCAAGUCCAAGGUCUUGGCAGCUCCGGGGGGGGGAGCGGCGCCGGCUGUAUGGUUGCGAGGUCAGGUGACCCCUCUGCCGGCCGAGGAACAUAUGCUGUAUUUGGGAGUGCCCAUGUCAUGCUGUCGCAUGUCCUGCGGAAGACGUCUCACACGUACCAUGCUUUUCGAUCUCUGCUACGAUCCCCGCACACCCCAACGCGCGAAGCUUCUUCUGUUUGACGCCUAUAUCUCAGCCAAGUGGCUCUGGGCCGCGCCGGUCAUGUGGCCAACCCAGCGGCUGCUUCGCAGGGUGGCAGCUCUGCAGAAUACCUUCUUGAUGGGCCCGCUGGGUCUGGCAUGCGACUACACUCUAGGCUGGCUAGCGGAUGAGAUGGUGCGCCGACGGGCUGUCAAGGAAACCUGCCUGCGUUUGCAGGGGACGGACUGGGCGCGCACUUGGGUUCUUCGCCUUUGGGGGUACUGGGGGCACGUCAGCCGUAGCACACAGGACCUUCCGAUAGUGCAUAUGUUUCGCACAUGCCAUUUUGCGGCGGUCGCCACAGGUUCGGUGCGGGCAUCUUGGGUACAGGAGACCAUCCCCAGAAAGUUGCAAAGGGCGUACGGAGGCUUUCGGAGGGCGAGCUGGGCGCAUGCCUGGGAGCUGCUGGCGUUCCGGCGGUCCGAGUGGACAGCGGCGGCGGAGAUCUGGGCACAUUGGUGGGUGCCUCGAAAACCCAGGGAUCACCCCGACAGCUUCGCUUAUAGGCAACUAGUCGUAGUACAAGAUGGUGUGGUUUCUCUCCGCCCCUCCAGGUCUCCCCCGGAAGAACCCUACCGACGGACAACGAUCCAUGUCUCUCGGUACAACCACGCUGAGGGGGAGCAAGGCUGGGUGCUCUGGGUGUCGGAGCAGGCUGGAGUAGUGACGGUCGACAUAGCCCCUCCUAAAGCUCCCCUGUCACAGCACACAUGGAUGCAAGCAAAUCAGCCAGCUCGCUCCUCAGCCAUGCACACGCAAGUAGACAAGUGGGCCUUUGUGUACAAGUGCCGGCAGACCCUGCAUUAUGCCACGGAUGUCACUGUGGUUGUGCCAUCCGCGUGGUUCAUGCGCUGUAUGCUGCAGCAGACGGCGUCCUUGGUGGACUGGACUCAUGUCAUGCAUUUUGCUAGGCUAGACACACAAGUGCCGCGGCUUCUGGAGGAAUGUCGUACGUACCCCAAGAAGAUCCCGAAGGUCUUCCAAGCAGCACUGACGUGCGGCCCUCAAACCUUCCCCGCAGGCAUGAACCACUUGCUACGUGACCCGUCGGGCCUCAACGCUCAGUUCUUCCGGUAG
Messenger RNA from Symbiodinium natans, 2454 nucleotides. The record is from the annotation of a GenBank genome assembly. Lineage: Eukaryota; Dinophyceae; Suessiales; Symbiodiniaceae.